Scutellospora calospora is the source of this 455-nucleotide messenger RNA. NCBI's taxonomy places the organism in Eukaryota, Fungi, Glomeromycota, Glomeromycetes, Diversisporales, Gigasporaceae. The record is from the annotation of a GenBank genome assembly.
AUGGACCGCGUUUCCAAUGUCCGCAACAUGUCGGUCAUCGCACACGUCGACCACGGAAAGUCAACGCUUACAGAUUCCUUGGUAUCUAAAGCUGGUAUUAUUUCUCCAGAGAAAGCUGGUGAAACACGGUAUACUGAUGGUCGUAAGGACGAACAAGAUCGAUGUAUUACAAUAAAGUCUACUGCUAUUUCAAUGUACUUUGAAUUGAAUGACGAAAAUCUCCAGGAUGUAAAACAAGAGAUAGAUGGUAACGAAUUCUUGAUCAACCUAAUUGAUUCUCCUGGGCACGUUGACUUCUCUUCUGAAGUUACUGCUGCUCUUCGCGUUACUGAUGGUGCUCUGGUUGUAGUAGAUAGUGUUGAGGGUGUUUGUGUACAGACUGAAACUGUCUUACGUCAGGCUCUUACUGAACGUAUUAAACCGAUCGUUAUUAUUAACAAAGUUGAUCGUGCUUU